This is a messenger RNA of Neodiprion fabricii, 3221 nucleotides long. RefSeq names its product peroxisome biogenesis factor 1 (gene Pex1). Gene Ontology annotation, molecular function: ATP hydrolysis activity; ATP binding. Lineage: Eukaryota; Metazoa; Arthropoda; Insecta; Hymenoptera; Diprionidae. The record is from RefSeq and is a predicted model, not a curated record. Gene Ontology annotation, cellular component: peroxisomal membrane; peroxisome; cytosol. Bases 49 to 3144 code for a protein of 1031 amino acids. The transcript has 15 exons. Gene Ontology annotation, biological process: protein import into peroxisome matrix; DNA repair.
AUUCGACGUUGAAAGACGUCAUUAUUUUCAUCAAUACGUUCCGAAAGAAUGCAGGCUGAACGAUUCACAGUUAAAUAUAUCACCGUCCAAAAUUGCUUCGUUUAUUUACCAGCUACUUGGCAACGACAGCUUGCGACAAAGCCUAAUGCCAUCAGGAUCACGCAUCAUGAUCGCGACUUUUAUUUCUCUUGGCACUCUCAGCCGAGUCCAGAUCAAUUCUUAAGGCUCAGUGCAACCUUUGCAAGAGCCUUGGGCAUUCAAGAAGGAGAUAAUGUUCUUGCAUCGUCUGAAGCUCAUCCAUCUGCUGUAUCUAACGUCACUGUCAUGCCAAAAAGCUCCGAAGACUGGGAAAUUGUGGAAUUGCAGAGCAACAAAAUACAAGAGUCAUUACUAAACCAGAUCAACAUUGUCGCGGUGGACCAGCAAAUUGUUGUUUGGAUAUCAAAGUUCCUGUCUGUUGAAUUACAUGUUGAGUCUCUGGAACCUAGGUACAGGUAUGGAAAGCUUCAACCGUUCACAGAGAUAACAGUAUCAUUUCCGAAAAAGGAAGUAAAAGAGGAUAAAAAAGAAAAUUCAUCUGAUAGUCUUUGGGAUACGUUUAAAAAUGUGGUGCCGAAUUUGUUUUCUGACACAGAUAAGAAAAAAGAGGCAAAUAUUGAAGAAUCUGUUGAGAAUAUAGUGGGGAAAUAUUCAAAGAAGAAUAUCAUUCAGACUUUCCGGGUCCUACCUGUAAAAAGGAUAGAAGACACAGAGGCCAUGAGCACUGUAGAUUCCUUAUUGAGACAGCCGUACAAUAUUUUUAUUAAUCAACGUUUUUUACCAAAGAAUUUCCAUUCUGGAGAGAUUUAUUGCCGAGUUAAGAAAGUGAGGCAGAAUACGCAAUUCGUUAAAGUAACUAACACGAAUUAUUUGCGAACUAACAGUACUGCAGGACUUAAUUUAAUAACAGAAGUAGUCGCCAAAAUAUUUGUACUGGAAGAGGUUUUGAAAAAGUGUUCAUACUGUAUUGACAGAGAAUAUUUUGCCAAUCAUUUGCUUUAUAAAAGCGUCUACGUGUCGGAAAAUCUCAGGCAUAAUCUCAAGUUAAAAGUGGGUGCUAAAGUCACAUUAGAAUUGAUUGAAUACUCAGUGCAGCCUGUUACGGCUAUAGAAUUAUUUCCACAAAACAAUCCAGUUUCUUUGAAAGAUUUUGAAAAUUUCCUCGAAGAACAAUCGAUAUAUGAUAAAGUGCUUAUUAAUUCAUUAUCCGUGCUGAGUUUGAGGAAUGAUAAGUCUUGCAUUGUUCAAUUCUGCCCACUCCCAACUUCCUACGCUUUGAUAGAUUUGUAUGAUUUGAAAACUACUCCUGUACAUGUAAAGGAUGUCGUAUUUAGUGUGGAAAACGAGAUGGAAAGCUUACAGGAUUCAGAGAGUGUAUGCUUGCAAACUAUCUCAAUGCGAGGCUUGAGAUCUCUUUUAACAGAAUGUAAAUCUAUUUUGGGACUGAGUCUGGGCUUAGACCGAGCUUUAGAUUUCGGAUAUGACAGAGAAAAUAUUCUAAUAUGCGGAAAAGUUGGUAGUGGAAAGACAACUGUAGGCCAGAUUUUGAAAAAGGCUUUUAGAGAAGUUCCAAAUUUUGUUUAUGUGCACGUGAUUGAUUGCAAAUCAUUAAAAGGUAAAAAAGUGGAAACAUUACACAAAAUCUUCCUGCCAGCUAUUCUGGAGUGCGUUUACUACCAACCAGCCAUUUUAUUUAUCGAUGAUUUGGACAGUAUAGCAGGAAAAAUUCUGGCUGAUGAAGAAAAUACUCCGGAUGCAAUCAACACUGUCAGAACUGCUGACAUGCUGUUGAACCUUAUAACUGAGUAUCAAGCAGUAAAUUACGUUGCUGUUGUAGCUACCUGUAUAAGUAUUGACAAAAUAAAUAGGAAGUUGGCUGCUCCACGGGGUAUUCACCUCUUCAGAACUAUCCUAUCAGUGCCUGAAUUUGAAAAGGAGGAUCGAAUGGACAUUCUCCAGCUAGCUAUGAAGUCAAAGUUGCAAAUAUCAAACGACGUCGAUUGGAAUCAUUAUGGCAAUAAAACUGAGGGAUGGACAGCACAAGACUUGACCAAAUUCGUAGAAAAGGCUGUCUUUAGUGCUUGGAGGCGACACGUCAAUAGUGGCUUGACAACUCCUUUGAUAGCCUGCGACGAAGAUCUGUCCCGAAGCUUGGACAAAUCUGUACCAAUGUCUUUGCAAGGCAUUGAUCUAUAUUCUGGGCCUGGUUACGCAUGGUCAGACAUAGGUGGAUUAGCAGAGGUGAAGCAAUCGUUAAUAGAGCUUCUUCACUGGCCCUUGAAGUACCCAGAACUUUUCAAAAAUGCGCCAAUAAGACAGCAAGGUGGGGUAUUGCUCUACGGAGCACCAGGAACUGGUAAAACCAUGCUGGCAGGUGCAAUUGCCAAAGAAUGUGGAUUGAAUUUCAUUAGCGUCAAGGGUCCAGAGCUGCUCUCGAAAUAUAUUGGAGCUAGCGAAGAGGCUGUGCGAAAUGUAUUUGAAAAAGCAAACAGCGCCAAACCUUGUGUAUUAUUCUUUGACGAAUUCGACAGCCUUGCGCCAAGACGGGGCCAUGACAGCACGGGGGUCACUGAUCGUGUCGUGAAUCAGUUUUUGGCUCAAUUAGACGGUGUUGAAGGUAGGCAAGGAGUUGCCGUGGUCGCCGCCACCUCACGACCCGAUUUACUAGAUCCAGCGCUUCUGCGUCCAGGGCGUUUAGACAAAUCUUUGCUUUGCCCGUUACCAGAUAAGACAGAGAGAAAAGAAAUACUAACAGCUCUGUGCGAAUCGCAAAAACUUGAUUUGAAUUCCUUGGACUUGGAUACCCUGGCAGCUGAAACAAUGGGCUUUACAGGAGCUGAUUUGAAUUCUAUAUUUUCUCAAGCAAGAAUUACCGUUUUAGAGGAGGAUUUGGCUGCUGUAAAAUCGCACGGAAGGGAGAUUUCCGGUUCAUUGGGUACUGUCGGUGUGACUCAGAGACAUUUGAACGAUGCAUUGGCAUCAACGAGACCGUCAUUGAAUGGGAGCGAGAGGGCUAAGUAUAACAGAAUCUAUGCAAAAUUCUCCAGGGCCGAAGACUUUUCCGAGGAUAUUUUGAAGAACAGUCAAAGAGCUACGCUAGCUUGAUGAAAAUGAACUGUACACAUUCAAAUUCAUUGGAUAAUUACUUAUUAUAAUGACUCAAUAAAUAUUUUGUGCAUAAC